Messenger RNA from Gallus gallus (chicken), 1237 nucleotides. RefSeq names its product goosecoid homeobox (gene GSC). Gene Ontology annotation, biological process: regulation of transcription by RNA polymerase II. The transcript has 3 exons. Gene Ontology annotation, cellular component: nucleus. Gene Ontology annotation, molecular function: RNA polymerase II cis-regulatory region sequence-specific DNA binding; DNA-binding transcription factor activity, RNA polymerase II-specific. Bases 329 to 1069 code for a protein of 246 amino acids. Lineage: Eukaryota; Metazoa; Chordata; Aves; Galliformes; Phasianidae. The record is from RefSeq and is marked validated.
AUACUCCGUGCAGCCCUCCGGGCUGAGAUCAGUAAACAGGCGCGAGUCGAGGGGGGAAAGUUCCAGGGGUGGAUCCUGCGCGCACACACACAGACACACACACACGCACACACAUAGACACACGCAUACGCAUGCACGCACACUCUGCCCUAUUGCUGCCCUCGGAAAAGGCUCCGCUCCUUUCUCUCCGAUCCCUUUCCAAAAUUUCUCCCGAAAGUUUCGAUUUCGCGUCUCUUCAGCUUCCCCCCUCCCCUCCACCGCCGCCACUGCCGCCGCGGCCGCCGGCAGCACCUCCCUCCCCCGGCCGGUCCCCGGCCCGCGUUGGGGCAUGCCUGCGAGCAUGUUCAGCAUCGACAACAUCCUGGCGGCCAGACCUCGCUGCAAGGACUCGGUGCUGCUGCCCCCGAGCGCCGCGCCCGUCGUCUUCCCCAGCCUGCACGGGGACUCCCUCUACGGCGCUGCCUCCGACUACGGAGGAUUUUACUCCCGGGCUGUGGCUCCCGGCUCGGCGCUGCCGGCGGUCGGCGGCUCCCGCCUGGGCUACAACAACUACUACUACGGGCAGCUGCAUGUGCCCACGUCUCCCGUGGGCCCGUCGUGUUGCGGGGCCGUGCCGCCGCUGGGGGCCCAGCAGUGCUCCUGCGUGCCCCCCGCAGGUUACGAGGGCGCUGGGUCGGUGCUGAUGUCCCCUGUUCCCCAUCAGAUGUUGCCCUACAUGAACGUAGGCACUUUGUCCCGGACGGAGCUGCAGUUACUCAACCAGCUGCACUGCAGGCGGAAAAGACGGCACCGGACUAUCUUCACUGACGAGCAGCUCGAAGCGCUGGAAAACCUCUUCCAGGAAACGAAAUACCCAGACGUGGGCACCAGGGAACAGCUGGCGAGGAGGGUGCACUUAAGAGAGGAGAAAGUGGAGGUUUGGUUCAAAAACCGCCGGGCGAAAUGGAGGAGGCAAAAGCGGUCGUCUUCCGAGGAGUCGGAAAAUGCACAGAAAUGGAAUAAAGCGUCUAAAACGUCUCCGGAGAAGAGGCAAGAAGACGGGAAAAGCGAUUUGGACUCCGACAGCUGAUGCCGCGCAGGGGGAUGCUCCCCGUGGACUGUAGGAUACGCUCCGGAGGAUGCUACUAUCUUGCACAAGCUCUGCCUUGUCGGAGGGGGAAACUAUCUGUAUAUAAUGUACAAUACCCCGAGUCGAUUUCGUGUAAAUAAAAUGUGUUGCGGAGGUGUUGCACAGGCA